This is a messenger RNA of Aricia agestis (brown argus), 553 nucleotides long. RefSeq lists its product as uncharacterized. The transcript has 3 exons. Gene Ontology annotation, biological process: regulation of oxidative phosphorylation; mitochondrial electron transport, cytochrome c to oxygen; mitochondrial respirasome assembly. The record is from RefSeq and is a predicted model, not a curated record. NCBI's taxonomy places the organism in Eukaryota, Metazoa, Arthropoda, Insecta, Lepidoptera, Lycaenidae. The coding region runs from base 95 to 484 and encodes 129 amino acids.
UUGACAUUUGACAGUUCAGAAAGGUCUUUGCUGCCCCACUUGAUAAGGUGUUUCGUAACAGGUCUGGGAUUGUGAAUUUGAUCAAAUAUCUACAAUGUAUCACCAAUUAGGAAGAAUGAGCGGCAGGCUGGUGGCUGCAACCCACCUGCAGAACCCACUUUUCCCUAUCGCACCAGUGGCGCUGCAACGAGUGGAGCCACCGAAGAUUGUGUACAACACCAAUCAAAUGUCCACCGUGAGCGAGGCCUGCCCCACCACUUCAAGACCUAAGCGCUUGAUACCCGGAACCAACAUUCCCUUCCCACCUGUCAGCGAAGAAAUAAAACGCAAGCAGGAGCUGUUCCAGAAAGACAAUGGUGUGCCAGUAUUCCUGAAGGGUGGUCCAUUUGACGCUGUUCUCUACCGCUUCACAAUGCUUCUGUGCAUUGUCGGCCUGAUGGGUUUCGCUCACACCAUCUAUGGACAUGCUGUACCCAAGAAGUAAAAUUAUGUGAUUAUUGAUUAGAAAAUUAUUUAAAGUACUGUGAAGAAAUAAAAGUUUAGUUGCCCACUA